Choloepus didactylus (southern two-toed sloth) is the source of this 1066-nucleotide messenger RNA. RefSeq names its product UPF0472 protein C16orf72-like. The transcript has a single exon. NCBI's taxonomy places the organism in Eukaryota, Metazoa, Chordata, Mammalia, Pilosa, Megalonychidae. The record is from RefSeq and is a predicted model, not a curated record. The coding region runs from base 191 to 787 and encodes 198 amino acids.
CCCGGGCAGCGCGGGACCGCGGGAGGGGGCUCGCAGGCCCUCGGGGUGCAGGAGGCCGGGGUCGCCGCGAGGAGCCGCCGCCGGCCGCUGGGCCCCGUCUCCGGGCCGCUCGACGACGACGCUUCCGCGGGGGCCCCGCCUGAGGAGGACGCGGCGGCGGCGCCGGCGAGGCCGCGGGAGGCCGCGGAGGAUGGAGGAGCGGAAGGAGGAGGGCGAGGCCGAGAUCCAGGAGCACGGGCCGGAGCACUGGUUCUCCAAGUGGGAGCGGCAGUGUCUGGCCGAGGCCGCGCAGGACGAGCAGCUGCCCCCCGAGCUGCAGGAGGAGGCGGCGGCCGCCGCGCAGCCCGAGCACAAGCAGCAGAAGCUGUGGCACCUUUUCCAGAACUCGGCCACCGCCGUGGUCCAGCUCUACAAAGACCGAGUGUGUCAGCAGCCAGGACUUUCUCUCUGGGUCCCCUUCCAAAACGCAGCCACCGCGGUCACCAAUCUCUAUAAAGAAAGCGUGGAUACUCAUCAGCGAAGUUUUGAUAUUGGAAUUCAGAUUGGCUAUCAGCGACGCAAUAAGGAUGUAUUGGCUUGGGUUAAAAAGCGUAGAAGAACUAUACGUAGAGAGGAUUUGAUCAGCUUCCUGUGUGGAAAAGUUCCUCCGCCUCGAAACUCUAGAGCUCCCCCAAGACUGACUGUAGUGUCCCCUAACCGAGCUACUUCAACGGAAACUAGCUCAUCUGUAGAGACUGAUUUGCAACCCUUCCGGGAAGCCAUAGCUCUGCAUGGUAAAGCCGUUUAAACAUAUUUCUUUGGAAAAAGGGUUAAGAGUGUGCCUGUGGACCCAUUUUCACAUUUAGAGUUAGAUCCAGAUAAUACUGUCUGUUUUUUGUCCAUUAUAGUGAACACACUUGCUCCAGAAAUGUUUAAAUAGAAUGUAAGUGAGCACUUAAAUGGACAAUUUUUGGACUGUCGGCUAGCCCAUCCUAAAUAUUAUGUUUUUAAGAAAGUUAGAGGUUAUUGGUGUUACACUUAACAGAAUCCUUCUGCAACAUUGAUUAGAAUUUAUUGCUUUGCAUUU